This is a messenger RNA of Exophiala bonariae, 1119 nucleotides long. RefSeq lists its product as uncharacterized. The record is from RefSeq and is a predicted model, not a curated record. The coding region runs from base 1 to 1119 and encodes 372 amino acids. The transcript has 5 exons. Lineage: Eukaryota; Fungi; Ascomycota; Eurotiomycetes; Chaetothyriales; Herpotrichiellaceae.
AUGCAUGUCUUUUCUUCGUCGCUUCUUCUUCUUCUAGGACUACUAUUGCUGGUGAGCCCCUCCACUUCAGCUCCGCAACGUCUCAGAAGACCUGGUCGAACUGGUAAUGGCAGUGGCAACGGAAAUGGAAAUGGCAAUGGAAAUCGGAAUGGAAAUGGCCAAACCGCGCAGACAGGACGUGGUGGCCGCGGUGCCAUAAACGCGGCGAACCCUGGAGUCAACGCAGCCUUUGAUGGUACUCCGGUAGGAACGGUAAAGACUGGGACAGCUACAGACGGAUCAACCGUCCUGGACAAAACAGUCUUGCUGAAUGGUCUUCCCAUUCGAUACAGAGUAUCAGGUCCAGCAUCCCAAUUCAAAGCCGCCUCUGGGAUACAAGUUGCAACAGCGGCUGCUAAUCAGACUGGUACUAUGGGGAUAAACGUCCUUCUCCAUGGAGACGGCGGACAAUCAUUCUUCGACUUCCCCAACCAAGCAGUGCAGCAGAACCUGAUGGGCGUAGUCGCCCUAGCUCCUGAUCCAAAUCUAUUCUGGGGUGGCGGCAGUGGUGCCAACCGGGUCGAUGGUGUUGCACACUCGGCUGCCGUGAACGCUCUCAUCACUCAGGAACUCCCCAAAGUCAUCGCCUUCGACCAAUCCCAGACCUUCUUCACCGGCGUCAGCGGCGGCGCUCUCCUGCUAUCCGGCUUCUACGUCCCGGCGUUCAUGUCACAGUUCAAGACCGGCGUGCUCCUCAACUGCGGUGCGCUGCCACCACAAGUACCGUUCAAGGACGCGGCCGCAACGCUCAGCGCGACGACGAUCCAUUACCAGAGCACACAGCAAGAACUCGCCCUGAUUCAAGAGCAACUGCCCCUGACCAUCACGGCCUACGAAGAUUUGGCCGCCCAGGCUGGCUUGUCGACUGCCCAGAUCAACGCGUUGCAGACGGUCAAUAAUUCUCCCAACGGCGGACACUGUGAAUUUGACGAGCAGGGUUUCGUUUCCGGCAUUCAGCUCAUGGCUGAUAACUAUGCCAAUGUCAUCCAGGCCGGGGGUAAUGGCCAGGUGACCGGGAUCGGCAACGUUAAACAGGGUGUCGUUGGCAAUGAAAACCUCGCCUUCUCCGGCGCGACCUAA